GUUCAACUUCCUGCUCUUCUGUAGUUCCACAACACGCAUGUUUUCAGCUGUUAAAGAAAACACACUUUGGUGACAUGAGUGCUGAUAAUUAUGUUGGAAAUGUGUCUGUGCCUUUACGAAAUCUACUGAACUCCAUCCAGUGUAUCAGAGACCGAGUCAGAGAUGGAGAGUCCAAUGAGUCAGACGGAACGUUCAACCUCUCCAACUUCUGGGACACUCUGAACCAGGCAGUGAAGUCCGUGUCCCAGGAAGCCACUAAACUCAGCCUGGCCUUCUCCAAAUCCCCGCUGCCAUCUCAACAGGACGGAGAGACGUUAUCAGAGUCCACCCUGAAGAGUGUCCUCACUCUGUCCACAGUGUAUUACUGGCUACCCAAGAGCCAAGGUGUCAGUCUGCGGCGACAGGUCAGAAACGCCACCGUCGAGGUUCUGGAGGGAGUCGCCCAGCUGGUGGAGGUCAUACUGAGCUCACCGCUACAGAGUCUGUCCCAGGAACAGUUGUUGUCAACAGGAGGUGUUUGGUCAGCCUGCGACCACUUUGCUCAGUUGCCACAAGAUAAUAAGGCAGCCGUGUUGGUGGUUCUGUCCAAUCAGAUUGGAGUUGUGAAAGACGCCAUAGAGGAAAUUGAACAGGCGUUAUCGGAGGCCCAGGACCCAUUCAGUGACGUCCUCGACGAUGACCAGGAGCCCCGAGGCAACCAGGACACUUACUGGUCAGAGAAGGACCGGCGCGUCAUCGGUCCGUGCCAGGGGCUGAUGAAAGCGUCGGCGGCGGGCCUGAGGAAGCUGAUGUCGGCCGUCAAAGCCAACGGCAACGUCACCACGUCUCAGAACCUGGCUCAGCUCGACGACCUGGCUGACAUCAGCAAGGAAAUCAGUCCUGGUGUUGAUGACCUGGCUCUCUGCCUCUACCCGCCCAUGGACUACAGCGGAGUGGAAAACAAUGUAUCUAAAUUGGCAGCACUGUUAAAGAAAGUUCUGGAGAUCAUCAGGUCCAGUCAUGUGUGUGGAGAAUCACAGCUGACCUGGGUUCAGUUCUUAGACGGAGCCGUCGAUCACAACCUGCAGAAAGCCAAAGACCUUAUUCAACAGGACAGCUAGUGUGUGUGUGUGGUUUUAUGGAGUGAAUGGCUACAGUAGCGUGCGUGCAUGUGUGAAGUACAUAUAAGAGAUGUGGAUUUCUAAAAGAGUGUGUUGUACAACAUCUAAUAAUAAAAAGGAAGGCCUGGUGUCCUCACAUCAA
Sebastes umbrosus (honeycomb rockfish) is the source of this 1242-nucleotide messenger RNA. RefSeq names its product cyclin D-type binding-protein 1 (gene ccndbp1). The record is from RefSeq and is a predicted model, not a curated record. The transcript has 11 exons. Gene Ontology annotation, cellular component: nucleus. Gene Ontology annotation, biological process: regulation of cell cycle. The coding region runs from base 75 to 1100 and encodes 341 amino acids. NCBI's taxonomy places the organism in Eukaryota, Metazoa, Chordata, Actinopteri, Perciformes, Sebastidae.